UGAGCCGGCCCCGCCCCGGCCCCGGCGGACCCUCCGCGCCGCCCCCCGUGUCCCGUGCUAUGAGCGUUCGGCGUGACUUCUCCGCAAGCAGCUGCAAAUGAAAAUGGAGGAUAUGUCUUUGUCUGGCCUGGAUAACAGCAAACUGGAGGCCAUCGCACACGAGAUCUACACGGAGCUGGUGGAGGAUGCCUGCCUGGGGCUGUGCUUCGAGGUGCACCGGGCUGUCAAGUGCGGCUACUUCUUCCUGGAUGACACGGACCCCGACAGCAUGAAGGACUUUGAGAUCGUGGACCAGCCGGGCGUGGACAUCUUCGGGCAGGUGUACAACCAGUGGAAGAACAAGGAGUGCGUGUGCCCCAACUGCAGCCGCAGCAUCGCCGCCUCGCGCUUCGCCCCGCACCUGGAGAAGUGCCUGGGCAUGGGCCGCAACAGCAGCCGCAUCGCCAACCGCAGGAUCGCGAGCAGCAACAACCUGAACAAGUCCGAGAGUGACCAGGAGGACAACGAUGACAUCAAUGACAAUGACUGGUCCUAUGGCUCUGAGAAGAAAGCAAAGAAGAGGAAGUCGGAUAAGAACCCCAACUCGCCCCGCAGGUCCAAGUCCCUGAAACACAAAAAUGGUGAGAUUGGCGGGAACCCCGACCCCUUCAAGUACAGCAACUCAGCUGGCAUCAACUACGAGACGCUGGGCCCCGAGGAGCUGCGGACGCUGCUCACCACGCAAUGCGGGGUCAUCUCCGAACACACCAAGAAGAUGUGCACCAGGUCCCUGCGGUGUCCCCAGCACACGGAUGAGCAGCGCAGGGCAGUCCGGGUUUACCUCCUCGGGCCCUCCGCGUCCCUGCCCGAGGCCGAGGGCAGCGUGGAGAACGACAGCUUCGAGGUGGCCGAGAGCCAGGCCCUGAUGAGCCGCCUGCAGUGGGACGGCUCCUCCGACAUCUCCCCCUCCGACUCGGCCUCUUCCAAAGCCAGUACAAACAACUCCGAGUCCCGCAAGACCAAGAAGAAGAAGCCGCACCUGGGGCUGGUGAGCGGCGCCCCAGGGCUCGGCUCCAGCAAGAAGAAGAAGCCCAAGCCCCCCGCCCCCCACACCCCCAGCAUCUACGACGACAUCAACAACUGAGCCCCGCCGAGCUGGGGAGGGGCAGGACGGACAGAGGGACGGACAGGGGCCAGGACAGCCCCCAGGCACCCCCCGGGCCGGACACAGCGUGGGUACCGGGGCACAGAGGACUCAGCUGUCGCUGGAGUGGGGCUGGAUUUGGGGAGCCCCCGUUAGUGCCCCCCUUUCCUCCCCCCUGCCCCGGUGCCUCUAUUUAUUCUGUGACAGUUUUUGUACCUGGGGCUCCUGUUGGGGGUCACCCUCAGACGUGGGGGUACAGCCCCCCGUUCCCUCCCUCCCAGCACCCCCAAAGCCAGCUGUGCCCCCCACAGCACCCACUCCUCACUCACACCCCAGUGGGGUGGGGGGCACCUGGACACUCUGGGCCUGGGUUGGGGGGUGGUGAGUGCCCCCUGCCCUGGGGUUUUGGGGGGAGCCCCCGCCCUGGGCUGGCACUCGCCGGUCGGGCUGGCUCAGGAAGGGGGGUCACACUCAGAGGACAAGGGAGCGCCCCGUCACCCCAGAUCUGUUCAGCUGUGCCUGCCUUUGGCUGUUGGGGGUCCCGAGGGCCUGGCAGUGCCCACGCAGGGGGUCACAGGGGGGCUGCAUGCUGCAUCCUUCAUGUUUGGGGCUGUUCAGGGGUGGGUCUGGGGGCGGGGGGAGCUGCUGGGACCAUCCCUGUGCCAAACCGUUUGGGGAGGGGGCACCCCAACCUGCCAGAGCGGAGCUGGGAAUGGAGCAGAACUGGGGGGGAAGCCCAGCCCAGCUUCAGUGCAGAGCCCCCCACUCGUGGUGUCCCCAGGGCAGCUCUGCGUGCCCUCCACGCCUGCCUGGGGACCUGCUGCUGCACUCGGGGGGUCGCUGGGGACCCCCACAGCUCUGGCAGGUGUUUGGGGGGCCGGGACCAGCGCCCCGCUGUGCGGGCCGGGGGGGGACAGGUCCCUCUGGCUGGAUCCAGCUCACCCCUGCCCUGGGAUCCCCUCCCUGCAGCUUUGCCCGUGCCAGGGGCUGUGCUGGGGACAGGCUUGGCUCCAUCCCCUCUGCUGUCCCCCCCGUGGCUGUCUGACCCCCGUCUGGCCGUGUGUCCCCAGCGUGGGGCUCUGUCUGUCCCCCCAGCCCGGUGCCCUGGCCCGUCCUCUCGCUGGGAUCACACAUUAUGGUGCUCUGACUCUGGAUUCACUAUUUGUUUUCAAACUGCUGCUAAAGGCUGGGCUGGGGGGUUGGGGGGGUCCUGCAGAGCCCUGGGCGCCUCAGAACGCUGCAGCCCCCCCUGCAUGGGGGACCCCCGUGUGCUCCCUCCUGCUGCAGCUUUGGGGCCGGGCCGCUCUGGCCACCGGGGCAUGCCAAGCUGGCCUUUGUGUGCCCCGGGGCCCGGGCACGGCGCUGUGGGCACCCAAAAACACGGGGAACCACCCCAAACUGCCUGGGGGGGGGGGCACGGUGAGCUGGGGCUGUGGGGGGAGGCAGCCUGCGCCCCUUCCCCUGCAGGAGGGGCGCUGCAGUUUGGGGUCCAAGGGGUGCAGUGGGGUUUGGGGGGCUCAGGUUGUGCCCUGUGACCCCCCCAGGUCGGUGUCCUCACCCCCCCCCCGGUGUUUCUGCGUGUCCCCCCCCCCGCAGGGGAACUGAGCCCUUGUGAGGUCUGUGUGUCCCGUGAGUGGGUUGUGGCUGCCCCUGUAAAUAAAACUGCAUCUUGACUUGGUA
This is a messenger RNA of Melospiza melodia melodia, 2803 nucleotides long. RefSeq names its product ataxin 7 like 3 (gene ATXN7L3). Bases 98 to 1123 code for a protein of 341 amino acids. Gene Ontology annotation, biological process: positive regulation of DNA-templated transcription; regulation of transcription by RNA polymerase II. Gene Ontology annotation, molecular function: transcription coactivator activity. Gene Ontology annotation, cellular component: SAGA complex; DUBm complex. The transcript has 13 exons. The record is from RefSeq and is a predicted model, not a curated record. Lineage: Eukaryota; Metazoa; Chordata; Aves; Passeriformes; Passerellidae.